Messenger RNA from Zootoca vivipara (common lizard), 2837 nucleotides. RefSeq names its product potassium voltage-gated channel subfamily A member 4 (gene KCNA4). Gene Ontology annotation, molecular function: delayed rectifier potassium channel activity; potassium ion binding; protein binding. Gene Ontology annotation, cellular component: axon; dendritic spine; voltage-gated potassium channel complex. Gene Ontology annotation, biological process: action potential; protein homooligomerization; potassium ion transmembrane transport. The record is from RefSeq and is a predicted model, not a curated record. Lineage: Eukaryota; Metazoa; Chordata; Lepidosauria; Squamata; Lacertidae.
UCUCGCUCUCUCUUUCUCGUUUUGCAGAUCCUAGGUGCUGCCUUUUCUCAGUCCAUCGCGGAUAAACAUUUCUACUGCAUGAGAGUAACCAAAGGGUGAUCCACUCCUUCCUCUCCGAUGGGGAACUCAGAGCCAGCUUUCCAGCCUUCUCGUUGUUGUCCUUCUCUGGCCGCAGUCCCUCCUGCUGCUGACUUGGGCGAUGCUUUCUCAAGCUUAAGACGUUGCUGACAGAUUGGCAAAAGCAAGAGUGUGUUCAGACCUCCGCACUGUGUAAGCAAAGUGAAGACUGGAAGUUCCUUCAACUUUCUAAACAGCUGUGUUCACCAGCAAUUUCAUUGCUAGGCCAAAGCAUCAUGAGGAGGCAAUUCUGGGGAUGUUGGCUAUUUUGCACUUGAUUUUCCCGAGGAACUCAAGACCAGUGUUUGUUUUUGAAGAGUUCUUACUUUGCUUAGGUGCACUCUUCUCUUGAUUGAAAGUGUCCACAGAAAAUCAUGAACUCGGACCUGUGGAUUUUGUGUGAACCACUGAAGAAUACCAUAAGCAGUGGGAUCUCAAGUGUAAAAGGACAUGGUCCAGGAUUAUCUCUUGACGACACCAGAGGACUUUUACAAACACACCUCCAUAAUUUGUAUCAUACCUUCUGGGCAGUAAGAUGUGGAACACUUCUCUUUGAGAAGUAAUGCAAAGUGAAAACCCAGGUUAUGCUGAAAAGGAGGGACGAUGCUUCCGAGAUACUGUUUUCCAAACCUCGGUGGUCAUGCUCUUCUCACGCAAAACACCCAGUGAUGACUGUUGAGAAACGGGACAUUUUCUUCCCCUCUUGAGUGUUCUAAACAAAGAAAUCCAACAUGGAGGUUGCAAUGGUAAGUGCAGACAGCUCUGGGUGCAACAGCCACAUGCCCUAUGGAUAUGCCGCCCAAGCAAGAGCCAGGGAAAGAGAGCGGCUGGCACAGUCCAGGGCGGCGGCGGCGGCAGCUGUAGCGGCUGCAACGGCUGCCGUAGAAACGGGGGUCUCUGGAGGAGGAGGACCUCAGCACCACUAUCACCAGGAACAGAGUCGUGGGGCCUCCUCUUCCUCCUGUGGCGGGAACACAUCACGGAGCAGUUAUCAUCAGAGCAGGAGGAAAAAGCAAAGGAGGAAAAAAGCCUACUGCCUUGGCAGCAGGGAGUUUGGUGCCUCUUUCCCUUGCUCUGAGUUGCUGCCCCUGAGUGGCUCAGAGGAGAAGAUCCUGAAGGACCUGAGUGAGGAGGACGAAGAGGAAGAAGAGGAGGAAGAUGAUGAUGGGGAGGAUGAAGAAGACGAGGAAAGGAAGUUCUACUGCACUGAUGAAGGAGGUGAAGAUGAGUAUUCGUUUUCCGAUCAGCUUCCUGAUGACGGUGCUGGGCCUGGCGGCUACACUUCUGUCCGCUACAGCGAAUAUGAAUGCUGCGAACGAGUUGUCAUCAAUGUUUCUGGCCUGCGGUUUGAGACUCAACUGAAGACCUUGGCUCAGUUCCCCGAAACACUGCUGGGUGACCCGGCAAAGCGGGGCAGGUACUUUGACCCUCUCCGGAAUGAGUAUUUCUUUGACAGGAACCGCCCCAGCUUUGAUGCAAUUUUAUAUUACUAUCAGUCCGGAGGACGUCUGAAAAGGCCUGUCAAUGUCCCCUUUGACAUUUUCAGCGAGGAGGUGAAAUUCUACGAACUCGGGGAGGAGGCCAUGCUGAAGUUCAGAGAGGAUGAAGGCUUCGUCAAGGAAGAAGAUGACAAGGUACUGCCUGAAAACGAAUUCAAGAAGCAGGUGUGGCUGCUCUUCGAGUACCCUGAAAGCUCCAGCCCUGCCCGAAUUAUUGCCAUCGUCUCGGUUUUGGUCAUUUUGAUCUCCAUCGUCAUUUUCUGCCUGGAGACGCUGCCGGAGUUCAGAGAUGAGAAGGAGCUGAUCUUGACCUACAAUGUGGAGAAUGUGAAUGAGACGCUGCAGAUGCUGGGUGGGGGACAUACGAUUUUCAACGACCCCUUCUUCAUUAUUGAGACCGUUUGCAUCAUUUGGUUCUCGUUUGAGUUUACAGUGCGCUUCUUUGCUUGCCCCAGCAAAGCAGUCUUCUUCAAGAACAUCAUGAACAUCAUAGACAUUGUUUCCAUUUUGCCUUACUUCAUCACCCUGGGUACAGACUUGGCCCAGCAGCAGGGCAGCAACGGCCAGCAGGCCAUGUCUUUCGCCAUCCUGAGGAUCAUCCGUCUCGUCCGAGUGUUUCGCAUCUUCAAGCUCUCCAGACACUCCAAGGGUUUGCAGAUCCUGGGCCACACUCUCAGGGCCAGCAUGAGGGAACUGGGCCUCCUGAUCUUCUUCCUUUUUAUUGGCGUCAUUUUGUUUUCCAGUGCUGUUUAUUUUGCAGAAGCUGAUGAAUCUCUCACUCAUUUUCACAGCAUCCCAGAUGCCUUUUGGUGGGCUGUUGUGACCAUGACUACAGUUGGUUAUGGGGACAUGAAGCCCAUCACUGUUGGUGGGAAAAUAGUCGGGUCCCUAUGUGCCAUUGCAGGUGUGUUAACCAUUGCUUUACCAGUGCCAGUGAUUGUCUCCAACUUUAACUAUUUUUAUCACAGAGAGACCGAAAAUGAGGAAAAUACCCAGCUGACACAAAACGCAGUCAGCUGUCCGUACCUUCCGACGAUACUCAAGAAAAUCCGAAGUUCGUCAUCUUCGUCCAUGGAGGAGAAAUCAGAGUAUUUGGAGAUGGAGGAAGGGGUUAAAGAGUCUCUUUGUGUGAAGGAGAAAAAGUGUCAGGUCACAGGAAACGGCAGUGAGACAGCAAAACAGAACUGUGUUAAUGCAAAAUCUGUGGAAACGGAUGUUUAA